Ceraceosorus bombacis is the source of this 576-nucleotide messenger RNA. The record is from the annotation of a GenBank genome assembly. Lineage: Eukaryota; Fungi; Basidiomycota; Exobasidiomycetes; Ceraceosorales; Ceraceosoraceae.
CUGAACCCGCUGCUCAUCGCCGCAAACUUUGGUCGAUACACCUAGCCUUUCUUGCGCCCAAGCGAAUUUGCGCAAGAUCCACAUCAAGCGCAGUUCGUUACUGCUCACAUCGGGUUUGAGUGGCUGGUUCCAACCCUAGUCCGCCUGCAUCCGUGGCGCUGUACAAAUGCUUUACCUGUAAUACGUACGCGAAGCUCCAAUCUCAAUGCCAAAAGUGCCUUGUGACGUUUCACACGAAACAACCGCUGAUGCUACAGAAAGCACCUCAGUGUGGCAUGAGGAUGUAUUGCGCCCAGAAUGCUGCUCGCAGGCACACGCAGAACACGCAGGCACACGCAGAGGCCAUGUCAAUUCGUGAUGAAAUUGCAAGAAUUUUUGUCGGGACGAGCGUCUAUUUCCCCCCCGUUUCUUUCAGAAUGACUGCGCUCAGAGCCUCGAUGGACCACUGCAAGCAAAAAUCGAGAGAUUGUUGUUUGGUCGUCAGCCAAUCACGUACUGAAGCAGCCCCUGCCUUGUGAGGUAGUUCCGCCCUCACCUGGCGGGACAGUGGGGCACCAAUGAAGAACACACUAAUGA